Messenger RNA from Penicillium argentinense, 1416 nucleotides. RefSeq lists its product as uncharacterized. NCBI's taxonomy places the organism in Eukaryota, Fungi, Ascomycota, Eurotiomycetes, Eurotiales, Aspergillaceae. The coding region runs from base 1 to 1416 and encodes 471 amino acids. The record is from RefSeq and is a predicted model, not a curated record. Gene Ontology annotation, molecular function: tRNA-guanosine(34) queuine transglycosylase activity. The transcript has 3 exons.
AUGACAGCAACCACCAUGGGCUCCGAGGAGGCCCAGUCCCACAGUAUGAACUUCAGCGUCCUAGGCUCAUCUGCGCCUGUUCUGGCGCCUCGAGUGGGCAAAUUGGCGCUCGCCAGCCGCAAGACACUCUCGACGCCGCAUUAUGUCCCUCUCACGUCGCGGGGCACAGUCCCUCACAUUGCGCACGACAUGGUUCGCAAGGCAACGGCUAUUAACAGUCUGUAUAUUGGCCUAGAGGAUUUCAUCACGAGAAAAGCUCCUGCACCGGUAUACAAAAUCCCCGUUACCGACGAAGAAUCACGUUUAAGAAAGUUCAUCGCCGCCGCUCCUGAUGUUCCUUUGAUUAUGGCGCCGCGCCGAUUCCCUGCAAUUCCUUGCCCGCCCAACAAUACCGAUACCUCGAUUGCGAUUUUGACAUCCGUUGGAUUCAGACAACUUGAAGCGCAACAAUAUCUAGAUUCCAUUCGGAUGUUAAAACCAGAUAUCGCCAUCGGGUUUGCAGAUCUUGUGUACGGAAAAACCCCGGGCGUGAAGAGACGGGGAAAGAUGGUGGACCGCACGCAUGCAUAUACCCAAGACGCUCUACAAAAGCUGUAUGGAGCCUCCGUCGCAGAGGAAGAAAGAUCAAAGGCCGCAUACUUCGCGCCUGUGCUGCCUCUGGAGAAUACGCAACAGUCACUGUACUUGGAAGAUCUGGAAUACGAGUUCCACGAUCGACUUUCCGGCCUGGCGCUUUACGAGUCUGCCUCACUGGGCUUCAUCCCCGAAGCCUUGGGUGACCUCCCUCGCUUGGUUCUCAGUGAGCCUUCUAGUCCUCACGAUCUCCUCCGUGACAUCUCUCUCGGUGGUGAUCUUUUAACACUCCCCUUCGUCGGCGAAUGCUCUGAUGCAGGAAUCGCUCUGGAGUUUUCCUUCCCUGCUCCUUCUGGCGCCCAUUAUCAACGUGAACCUAGGGCGCUUGGCAUAGAUCUGUGGGGAUCAGAACAUGCAAAGGAUGUUUCCACCCUGAGCGAGGGUUGCGAAUGUUACACCUGCCGAAAUCACCACCGAGCAUAUAUCAACCAUCUCCUCAAUGCAAAGGAGAUGACGGCGUGGGCUCUUCUCCAAAUGCAUAACUAUCAUGUAAUGGAUCUCUUCUUCGCUGACGUGCGAGGAAGUAUUCAGCGCGGUACUUUCGACGAGGAUGUCCAGUUGUUCAAUCGGGCAUAUGUGUCGACCCUGCCGGAACGUACGGGCGAGGGCCCUAGACUACGUGGCUACCAACUUUCAUCCGGCCCCAAUAAGCGUGCGCCUAAGGUUUAUGGUCGCCUUGAUGAUGUUUCACAGAAAUUCGCCAAAUCGCAGUCUUCUGUUGCGACUCCAGAUACUGACGCAAGUGGGCUCGAGCAUCAUGGGUUCGCCAAGAAAGUACGAUAG